Ctenocephalides felis (cat flea) is the source of this 1837-nucleotide messenger RNA. Its product is annotated as mannosyl-oligosaccharide alpha-1,2-mannosidase IA-like. Gene Ontology annotation, molecular function: mannosyl-oligosaccharide 1,2-alpha-mannosidase activity; calcium ion binding. Gene Ontology annotation, biological process: carbohydrate metabolic process; N-glycan processing. Lineage: Eukaryota; Metazoa; Arthropoda; Insecta; Siphonaptera; Pulicidae. The transcript is spliced from 9 exons. Gene Ontology annotation, cellular component: Golgi membrane; endoplasmic reticulum. The record is from RefSeq and is a predicted model, not a curated record. The coding region runs from base 4 to 1611 and encodes 535 amino acids.
GAAAUGGAUUAUGGUUAUGAUAUUUCUGGAACUCUAGAAGUCGAACCUCUAGACAACUAUUAUAGUAGAGAUUUAGGAAAAUAUGCCACGACAGAAACUAGCGAUUUGUUGCAUAUGAUAGCUAAAGAUCCUAGGCACAGACAGUACUUAGCUCGAGAAAGCAAAAAUAUUGAAAAUUUGGAAAGAAAAUGGAAUGUGACAACUGUGGAAAAACGUAGGGAGAAAGUAAAAGAGAUGAUGAGACAUGCCUGGGCCGGCUACGAACGUCAUGCCUGGGGUGCCAAUGAAGUCCGUCCAGUAUCAGGAGCUGCACAUACCUCGUCAAUCUUUGGGUCUGCAUCCCUUGGUGCCACCAUAAUCGAUAGUAUGGACACCUUACUUGUCAUGGGAAUGACCGAAGAGUAUGAAAGAGCUAGGAAGUGGGUUGAAGAGGAAUUUACCGUGGACAAUUUGAAUAUCGAAGUGUCCGUAUUUGAGAUGAAUAUUCGAUUCAUCGGUGGCUUUUUGGCUUGUUAUGCUUUAACGGGCGAUGAAUUAUUCAAAGAAAAAGCCAAAGAAGUAGCAGACAAGUUGCUUCCUGCAUUCCAAACACCCACUGGUAUACCUCAUGCUCUGGUCAACCUCAAAACUGGGGAAAGUAAAAAAUACCCAUGGACUGGAGGAUUUUCAAGCAUCUUAGCUGAAUUUGGAACGCUCCAUUUAGAAUUCACAUAUUUGAGCGAUAUAACUGGUGAUGAGAUCUACAGGGACAAAGUUCAACACAUUCGUUCAAUCAUUAAACAAAUCGAUAAAGUGAACGGUCUUUAUCCGAAUUACUUGAAUCCAAAAACUGGAAAAUGGGGACAACAUCACAUGUCUCUAGGAGCCCUAGGUGAUAGUUUCUUCGAGUAUCUUCUUAAGGCUUGGCUUCAGAGUGGUCGGCAGGACGCCGAAGCAAGAGUCAUGUACGACGAAGCGAUGGCUGCGAUCACCGAAAAAAUGAUCAAGCGAUCGCAUCAGUCCGGAUUGACUUAUGUCGCUGAACUUAAAUACGAGAAAGUGGAACACAAAAUGGACCAUUUGGCAUGCUUUGCAGGUGGUUUAUAUGGACUUGGUGCACAAACUUUGCAAAAUGAUGUGUCUGAUAGUUAUUUAUUAAUUGGUGAGCAACUUGCAGCCACUUGCCACGAAUCUUAUGAUAGGACACCUACAAAACUUGGUCCAGAGAGUUUCAGAUUUACGGAAGCAGUGGAAGCAAGAGCAAUCAAAACGACAGAAAAAUACUAUAUAUUAAGACCAGAAACGAUUGAAAGUUACUUUGUGUUAUGGCGUUUAACUAAAAAUCAAAAAUAUAGAGAUUGGGGAUGGGAAGCAGUUCAGGCAAUUGAAAGAAAUUGUCGAGCCAGUGGAGGUUACACUGGUAUUAAAAAUGUGUACUUAGAAGAUUCACCUAAGGAUGAUGUUCAGCAAAGCUUCUUCUUAGCUGAAACUUUAAAAUAUCUAUAUUUAUUGUUUUCGGAUGAUUCAUUGAUACCAUUAGACAAAUGGGUUUUCAAUACAGAAGCUCAUCCACUGCCUAUUAAAGGAGCUAAUCCUCUGUAUAGAUCACACACAGCUACUUCUAAACAUUGAAGAAAAUAUCUAGCAAAAAUCUUUAAUAAUUGAGAGGUGUUCUUAUAAAAUAGAAUUUUUUUUUGAGGUGAUAUAUUGACCUAGCUUACGAAACUUUUGGGUAAUCAGAUGGAAGGCUGUUUUAUCUUCUAUAUAUUUAAUACUUAUUACCUUUUCUAUAAAAUAUGUAGUAGUACGUUUUAGUACUAAAAUAUUCAUGAGAAGGAUUCUAAAAUUUUAUGAUAAG